UGGGUAGAGGGGCUUUUGGGCAAGAUCCCAGACCUGCAGACUCAGCCACCAUCACUCUGGGCCAGCAGACAGGCUGCAAGAGCCAUCCAGAAAUCCCCCGCCAAGGCCAGCCAGAGUGGGGCCAAGGUCAGGCCUCCCUUCCCUUCCCAGAACCACAGCUGCUGCUGGGCUUCUGGCCUCCUGGGAAAUCCAGCAAGAGGGAAAGGCUGAUAUCAUGCACCGGGAGUGAGGUCACCCUGCCUGCUCCAUUCUGUGGCUGAAAACCCUACUCGGCAUCCACCCGGCAGGCUCUGGCUCCCCCACCCCUCUUGCCCAAGUUUUGCUGGAACCAGAUGCCAGUGCAGCCCGGAGCGGCCACCAGAGGGUGCCCUGUGGCAAGAGUGUCGGGGGUGGAGAGGUGGAGGCUGGGCUGGUCUCUGUUGCUGGAAUGGGCCGGGAGGGAGGAGGAGCAAGCGGAAGGGGACGGUGUGUCGCUGGCCCAGGAGCCUGUAGAAGACGGCCUCCGGUGGCCGGUUUGGGCGGCCUGGGACUGUGGCUGCAGCCAGGCAUGGCAGACUCUGCACAAGCCCAGAAGCUGGUGUACCUGGUCACAGGUGGCUGUGGCUUCUUGGGGGAACAUGUGGUCCGCAUGCUGCUGCAGCAGGAACCCCAGCUCCGUGAGCUGCGCAUCUUUGACCUACACCUGGGUCCCUGGCUGGAGGAGCUGAAGACAGGGCCCGUGCAGGUGACUGCCAUCCAGGGGGACGUGACCCAGGCCCACGAGGUGGCAGCAGCUGUGGCCGGAGCCCACGUGGUCAUCCACACAGCUGGGCUGGUGGACGUGUUUGGGAAAACCAGUCCUGAGACCAUCCAUGAGGUCAACGUGCAGGGCACGCGGAACGUGAUUGAGGCGUGUGUGCAGACUGGAACACGCUUCCUGGUCUACACAAGCAGCAUGGAAGUUGUGGGUCCCAACAUCAAAGGCCAGCCCUUUUACAGGGGCAAUGAGAAUACCCCAUACGAAGCAGUACACAGACAUCCCUAUCCUUGCAGCAAGGCCCUAGCUGAGCAGCUCGUCCUGGAAGCCAAUGGGAGGAAGGUCCUCGGGGGGUUGCCCCUCGUGACAUGUGCCCUGCGUCCCACCGGUAUCUACGGCGAAGGCCACCAGAUCAUGAGGGACUUCUACCGCCAGGGCCUGCGCCUGGGGGGUCGGCUCUUCCGGGCCAUUCCAGCCUCUGUGGAGCAUGGCCGGGUCUACGUGGGUAACGUGGCCUGGAUGCACGUGCUGGUGGCCCGGGAGCUCCAGCACCGAGCUGCACUCAUGGGUGGCCAGGUGUACUUCUGCUAUGACAACUCGCCCUACAAGAGCUAUGAGGACUUCAACAUGGAGCUCCUGGGCCCCUGUGGGCUCCGGCUGGUGGGCACCCGCCCGCUGUUGCCCUACUGGCUGCUGCUGUUUCUGGCUGCCCUCAAUGUCCUGCUGCAGUGGCUGCUGCGGCCGCUGCUGCUCUAUGCGCCCCUGCUCAACCCCUACACGCUGGCUAUGGCCAACACCACCUUCACCGUCAGCACCGACAAGGCUCGGCGCCAUUUUGGCUAUGAGCCCCUGUUCUCCUGGGAGGAGAGCAGGACCCGCACCAUCCGCUGGGUGCAGGCCGUGGAGGGCUCAGCCCAGUGAUGGUGGAGCUGGGCCUGGAGGCCAGCAUGGCACAGCCAUCCAGGUCCAGAGCCCUCAGACCCUGGUGGGGAGGGAGGGCUCCAUUCUAGAGCCGGAGGAGGAGGGGUCUGGUGCCAGACUGGCUGUCCUAGAGCUCUCCACAUUGUAAUUCAUGAGCCUUGAGCCUGUGUCCUAAUACCCCUCAGUUCUAGGGCAGGGUUUUGGAGCAAGUGUGUCUUCACUCUCAACCCAGGCCUGACGGCCGGUUGGCGAGGGUCUGACUCCCCUGACGUUCUCCACGGUCCCAUCCCAUUUCUGGCUUUUCAAGCAGGAAGUGGGUAGAAGUUCCACAGGGCCUCGUGCUGGACCUCGGAUAUCCAGGUGUGAUCCUCAGAGCCGGGUUCAGAGUGAAGAUGCUUUCUGGCUCCUCCCACCACCUUUGUCCCCCCUUGGGGUUCAUCGUCCCAUUAUUUUAUUUUAAAACAUUUAUUACCCUUGGACAUUUAUCUUUUUUUAUUCUCUUCAACGAAGGCUGAGGAAAUCUGUGUAUUUUCACCUCUUGCCACCCCUCUACCCAAAUCAGUUCCUGCAGCACUGUUUGAUCUCUGCCUGAGGAUGCCCCAGUAAUGCUGUACCAGUCCAAGCCCUGGAUUAAAGCUCCUUCUCCGA
Messenger RNA from Aethalodelphis obliquidens (Pacific white-sided dolphin), 2305 nucleotides. It is a transcript of the gene HSD3B7, whose product is annotated as hydroxy-delta-5-steroid dehydrogenase, 3 beta- and steroid delta-isomerase 7. Gene Ontology annotation, molecular function: oxidoreductase activity, acting on the CH-OH group of donors, NAD or NADP as acceptor. Lineage: Eukaryota; Metazoa; Chordata; Mammalia; Artiodactyla; Delphinidae. The record is from RefSeq and is a predicted model, not a curated record. Bases 428 to 1657 code for a protein of 409 amino acids. Gene Ontology annotation, biological process: steroid biosynthetic process. The transcript is spliced from 7 exons.